Paramuricea clavata is the source of this 5342-nucleotide messenger RNA. The record is from the annotation of a GenBank genome assembly. NCBI's taxonomy places the organism in Eukaryota, Metazoa, Cnidaria, Anthozoa, Malacalcyonacea, Plexauridae.
CUUUUCUCUAGAGCGGGCGUAUAGUGAUAUGGCUAGCGAGGCGUUGCUUACUUAGUAUCGACUCAAAAUACAAGCUUUGUUGGGCUUUAAAAAUGGCCAUAUGCAUUCGAAAUAAAGAGAUAUUGUUGAGGAAACAUCGGCUAAAUAAAUGGCUAUGUUUUUCCGUCGAAAAGAAGGCAAAAUGAAUCAUAUAUUCGCUUUUUAUGGACACAUAUCUUGGUGAAAGCACACGAAGGCAGUGUUUGGGAGUCGAGAGUAUGCUGUGGUUUUUGCCAUGAUUCCGUUCGAAUUUAGCAUGGAAUUUUGAUAAUUCACAUGGAGUUGAAAAAUUGUGAGUUCUACAGCGGGUUUUUGUGAAGAAUGUCAAAUUUUAAGACGACUUUCUAGCGAAUAUUUUGUUAAAAUUUUGGCAAAAUUAUAUGCAAAAAAUAUGGCGGCGACGAAGGAAGGGCGGAAGAGGAUAGCCUCGAUUCGAUGUAAUUGUGAACUAAGGAGAAUUCCAAUUUAAUCAGAAUAGAAACCUUGCCAUUUUUAAAUGGUUUUUUGGGUAAAACAAAUACGAAAUUACCUUUUUUAUGAAGUUGCGAUUGAAGUUGCAUGAGAUAUGUUUAUAUGUCAAAGAGUUCUUGGAAAAACUAAUUUCACUAAAUUUCAAAUGAGUCAAAUGUUCAUAACUGAAAAUGUAAAUUCUCAGUAAAUAUGUUCUUUCAUUUUCUAGUGCACCCCCCGUGAAAUACCACCUGCUUUUCAGGCAAUUUUCUCGCACCCUCCGUUCGAAGGUCCGCAAUUCGCGCAACAACUUUAUAUGCUUACGAAUUAUUAGUCACUACAGAAUCCUACCCGACAAUAGUCAAAGAUGUCUUUCUCAAUGGAGCAGCGAAUUCAAGCAGAAAGUCGAGGGUUUAAACCUAAUGAGGUAUGUAUUUAGCUCUCUUCUUUCUUCUGUUAAAAAUCGGGAGUGUUUUAUGGCAUGGUUUGUGUUUUGGAGAAGAGAAACCGUACGUAGACUAUAUCGGAAGGAAAAUGAUUGGCCUCCAUUUUAAACCAUGUGCUUUUGUUCUGCUUUGUACAGGUAUUGGAACUUAAUCUUGAUAACUGCAGAACGACUGGGCAAGUCGAAGGCCUUACGGAAAGUUUUAUAAAUUUGGACUAUCUAUCGUUAAAUAACGCUGGUUUGACUUCGUUAAAGAAUUUCCCUAAACUACCGAAUCUCAGACGCGUGAGUGCAAUUCUAUUUUCACUUGAUCCCGUGCUUUCUUCUCCCAAAACGUUUCUCUGUUGACCGAAAUAUCGUGAAACUACGGCGAUAUUUCGUAGAUUACCUCGCUAAUGUUUUUUAUUUUUGUUGUGUUUCUGCUGCAGCUCGAACUAAGUGAUAAUCGUAUCUCAUCCGGACUGCAUCACUUACAAGGCUUUCAAAAGCUCACGCAUCUAAAUUUAAGCGGUAACAAAAUCAAAGACCUCGAAACGCUCAAGCCUUUGGUACGUAUAAAAGCGAUGUUCUCCAAAAUUUACACCUUAUCCUCGUUUCUAGCUACGUUUAAAUACUACUAGAGUAUUUCUACCGUUGGAAAUAACUUGAUUUCUACGUUAUUAUUGCAUUUUUAGGCCGAAUUAGCAAACCUAAAAAGUCUUGACCUGUACAACUGCGAAGUCACAAAUGUUGAAAAUUAUCGAAGCGAAGUCUUCAAGUUAUGUUCGUCGCUUAAAUAUUUGGACGGUUACGACAAGUGAGUGUGUUUUAAUCCCGUAUUCGAGCAACUUUUAUGUUAUUCUAGCGAUACCUAAGGUUCUUGCAAGCAAUUUUAAAGAGAAAUUAUAAAAAAUUGGUGUUUGCACAUCUCGCAUACGUUUCCUUUGCGGCCUUUUGUAUGGCGCGCGCGGGUGCAAUGUUAAAUUUAAAUAUGUGAGCAUUCUCAUAUGAUUUGCCGCUCUUUUCUUGCCAGAUUUGACAAAGAAGCGGACGAAACAGACUCAUCUGCGGACGAUGAUGACGACGGUGAGGGUUUAUAGCUCAUAGAAACGAAUAAUUUGUCGUGUUAUCUAAAACCUUUUGAGCUAAGGCAGGCAAACAACGGCAUAUUUCAUUACUAUCAAGGGCUUUUCACUGAGCAAUUAAGAAAUAGCGGAGUAACUCUAUUUCAAGCUGCAUCAAAUUCAAAUUAACAUGUUAGUGAUGUAGUUUUCACAGAUUCCUAUGCUGUACUGGUUCCUGUUUUAGCACAAACGUUCGAUGCAGCUUCUGUUAGUGCUUUUAUCCCCCGACAGACUGGCAUUCUUUUUUUGUGUUUGAGGGGAAAGCCAUUUUGGGGUGGCCUUGUUUUACUUUCGUAGGAGACCUACCCUUUCUGUGCCCGUUAGAAACGGUCAAUCUUAAAAAUAUGUAUACAGUCUCAUAUAUUUCUCAAAUUGAAUUGCAAGACAAGUUAAUAUAUGUGGUUGACCUAAAUAUUCUUGACAGGGGGGUUGCGUCAGUCCUGAAAGAGUUAAUUAUGUGUGGGUGUUAUGAGAAGCCAUUCUAAUGCAUCGCAUGUUAUAUUUUGAUGAAAAUUUAUAUGGAAUUUUAGUUUUGGAAUAUGGAAGCACUUAAAUAUAUUUUUAUCUAAUCUAGAUGAAGGAAGUGACGGAGGCGACGACGAUGAUGUGGGUAUGUAAAAAUUCCCUUUGUAUAGCGUUAAAAUGAUGAAAACAGCGAGUGGGGUGGAUAACUGUGUGAUAAUGCGUAACUGGAUGUCCACACACACAAAAACUUGAUUUUGAAAUUAGUGUCAACCCAUAAUUGAGCCGCAGUGCGCCCUACUUAUUUUUUCACUUGUCUAACGCCAGUCGAUUUUACUCGUCAAUUGGGAAGCUCUGCAGCUUAAUGGGUUAAAACUGAAGACAGUCUAAACUGAAGACAUUUGUCAGAAUUCUAAACCUCAAAGUGUUGGCAUUUUGUUGAUGCACUUUGUUCUACUUAUAAAAAUACUGUAGAUCAAAUUGACUUUCAAAUGAAUGGGUCGUUCCAGAAAAGAUCCACACUCCCCCCACAGAGGAAAUUUCUGCCAUCCGGAGGGGGAGGGAGACAAAAUUGUUUCUGAUAAUAGUAAAUGUAUUAGGACAUCCGAAGGGGGUAGGGGGGUUAACUCCCAAUUUCCUCCGUGGGGGUGGUAUGGAUGUUUUCUGAAAUGACCCAAUGCGAAUGAACUAUAUUCUAUUGUUAAGCCUGCAAUAAUUGUGGGAAUAUUUGGACAAAAAAUUUGUAAAUCAAUUUUGCUUUCCUAUAAUUAUACAAACCAGCUCUUUAAUCUCUUAAUUUGUGCUAAUUUAUGUUAAUUAUGUUAAAUAUGUUAGUUGUGUUAAAUAUGUUAAAUAUGUUAAACACUGUAUUGUUGGUAUCCAGGAGAAGAUGAUGAUGAAGAUGGUCUUGAUGACGACCUUGAUGAUGAAGAAAAUGAGGUUGAUGAUAACGAAGAUGAUGAUGAUGAUAACGAAGAUGAGGACGAUGAUGAUGACGACGAUGAUGAUGAUGACGCUGAUGAUGAGACAGGAUUAGAAUACUUACAACGAAAGGACCUCCAGGUAAGGAACUUCAGCUAUUAACUAGGGGACCACCCCCCGAGAAUAUGAUGCAGAUGAUAAGACAGGAUUGGUCUAGAUAAGGCAGGGAUCCCCCCACCCCCAAAUUCUCCCUCCCCAGAAUCUGACAAGGAUGCUGAUUUUGAGACAGGUCUAGAAUUUCUACAGAGAGAUAACUACUGGUCCUAGACAGGGUGGGGAUUCUACCCUCCCUAAGAUUCCCCCUCUUCUCUUUCAGUCUAUUGCAUUAUUUAGUUGCUAUGAAUUCACUAAAUAUAAGAGGUUUCCCAUUACCUAAUGGUAGAGUUCAAUGUUAACUGCACAGUUAUUGUUGAUUUCAAGUCACUUUUCAACGCGCGGGUCCCAAGUUCGUUGCAAACUUGCCAAUUACGUUUCCAAGUUCGGAAAUUAGGCGUGAACUUCGCAACAAUGUUCGCAAGUACAUCCCAAUGUUUGAACUAUUGUAAACAAAUGUUCAUAGUUCACGUUGAAAUUAACCAUUCAAUGGAAAGUUCUUGGUCCAGUGGUCUACCAAGAAGGUUUGUAUUUCAUUGAAUUGGUUAUUAUUAUUGAGUAUGAACAUUUGUUUACAAACGAAGUUCCAACAUUGAAAUGUACUUGCGAACUUUGUUGCGAAGUUCGCGCCAAAUUUUCAGAACGUAAGUUUGCAACGAAACUUGGGACCCGCGUGUUGAAAAGUGACUUGAAAUCGACAAUAACUCCAAUGUCAAAACAAUUAACUGGCUUUCGUAAUUGUCUUGAUUAAACUUGUGCAAAUGAAAAUGGCUUAAUAGGCAGGCAAGAACCUUUUGGGUAGGUUUUGACAUCUGGUAUCCAAAAUCAGGAUAGUAGGAUACUGCAAAUCUCUAACCAGGCUUUUAGCCAGAAGGGCGUGCAGGCGUCCUGGGACGCCCCUAGAACAAAAAAUGGAUGCCUUUGGACGCCCAAGUUCUGGGGAAAAAGGGAGAUUAUUUUCAAUUAUUUCCCUAAGUAUAUUAAUAUAUCUGAAACGAAAUAGCUUCAAUUCUCAUUAUUAUUAUACAUUUCACAUUUUGAUCAAUUUGAUGGUGUACCUGGCUGAAUGAAAAUGUCGUAGUUAAGUAAAGAAGCAUAGCGGCACAAACUCACAAAGCCAAGUGUGUUUGAAACUUUUCGAACGAGCUUGGAACAGAUACUGACAUGAAGUAACGUAAACUUCAAAGGUUUUCCAGAGGAACGUUUUCUCAACACACCCCUUUACUGUAGAUGUAUCGUUGCACCAAAAUUGGACGCCCUCUUUAGGACCCGGCCUGGCUAAAAGCCUGUCUCUAACCGUUGAGAGUUUGGCAAUCGAGUUUGUACAAAAUUCAAGGUUUGUUGUACCUGACUUGUACGAAAACGUUCUCUGUAUAAAUGAGUCAAUGUUCUGUUCAGGAUGAAGAAGAUGAUGGUGAUGAUUUCGAACCCUUGGAAGACGGAGAAGAAGACGAUGAUGAAGACGACGAUGAUGACGCCGAUGAAGGUGCUGCCAAUCCCGCGGCGGACGCAGGCGUGGACUGAACACCCAAUCACCACUGUUAGAAAUAACUGUUUAUAUUUCUGUACCUAUUGUAUCAGAGCCGUCAUUUUUUCUUAGUGUAAUGUCUUGUUGACAUCUGUACAUAAACACACCACCAGGCCAUAAGAUGAACGCAAACUAUCCAAGGACGUCUUGCUUUGCGCUUGAAAUACUCUUAUGAACAAAGAAAAAAAAACUUUGCCAUGCGCUGCGUUGGAGUUCUAGUAAAAUCGCUUGAUAAAUUUUA